Molecule: messenger RNA, 1891 nt
Organism: Pipistrellus kuhlii (Kuhl's pipistrelle)
Lineage: Eukaryota; Metazoa; Chordata; Mammalia; Chiroptera; Vespertilionidae
Gene: P2RY13
Product: purinergic receptor P2Y13
Exons: 2
Coding region: 794-1795 (333 amino acids)
Biological process (GO): negative regulation of adenylate cyclase activity; G protein-coupled receptor signaling pathway
Cellular component (GO): membrane
Molecular function (GO): G protein-coupled purinergic nucleotide receptor activity
Source: RefSeq, a predicted model, not a curated record
AGGCAGUAAGUGAGUAACAUUUUUCAGCCAGCACUAUCCCAGGCCCUCCCUUCAUCCCCUCAGCAAGACUAUAGGGUGGUAUACACCAUUACCACACCCAUCACACAGAGGAGGCUGCAGCACAGAGCCAUCAAAUCAGCUGUCUGUGAUCUAGUGCACAGUAAUUGGUGGAUGUGGGAUUCUGACUCCAAAAAUCUGGGUCUAUUAGCCCUUAACUCUUAGCAAAUAUGUCAUUUUCUCUUUCAGAGAUGGAAAGACCAAAAGACCAAGAUAAAUGUUUAUAGAAACAAACAGGCCAUCAUACUGAACACAAACUUCUGGGGAAAACAGUCUAGAAGGAUGCAGAUAAUGAUUCUACCUGAUUUUAGAGUCAACUAUUACACUUUUUGUAAUUUGGGGCUAUUUUCUUUAUCUUUUUGCCUCCCAUUAAUAUAUACAGGAGGCACUCAAAAAUUUCAUUAAACAACUAUUGAUAGAUAAACAAGAUUAAGCUGCAGGAAAGUUACACUAUGGGAAAAUGCAAAGAAACGGCAACUAAUUUAUGCAAAUCAUAGUAUAUGAAGAGCACAUGUUUGAAAUAAAAGAGGUUUCUUAUUAGAAAGCCCUCCAAAGGUCUGAAUGUGAAGAGAUUCCAAUAGAUCACGUUACACUGUGAAAUGAGGAAGGAAAGUGGGUUUAAGAAAGCAGAAGGGCUUGCUUCACACGCUCUUCUCUUCAGGGGCUGAUCUAAUGACUGCCUCAAGCAGGAGACAGCAAGCGAGCCUCCUUCCAAACAAAGCUGACACUGGAAAUCAUGAAUGCCUCGGUGACGAAGGGCUUCAAUGGGUCUGAGUCGUGCCCCAGGGACACACGGAUAGCACAGCUGGUGUUCCCAGCCAUCUACACCGUCAUUUUCCUCACCAGCAUCUCGCUGAACACUCUGGCCCUGUGGGUGUUCAUCCACAUUCCCAGCUCCUCCACCUUCAUCGUCUACCUCAAAAGUACUCUGGUGGCCGACUUGGUAAUGACAUUCAUGCUUCCCUUUAAAAUCCUCUCGGACGCACACCUGGGACCCUGGCAACUCAGAGCCUUUGUGUGUCGCUUCUCUGCCGUCAUAUUCUAUGAGACCAUGUACGUGGGCAUCAUUCUUCUGGGCCUCAUCGCCUUUGACAGAUUCCUCAAGAUCAUCAGACCUUUUGGAAAAUUCUUUGUACAAAAACCCGCUUUUGCAAAAGCAGUCUCAACCUUCGUGUGGUUCCUUUUGUUUCUCAUCUCUCUGCCAAACAUGAUCUUAAGCAACCAGAAGAUGACACCGUCUACUGUGAAAAAGUGUGCCUCCUUAAAGAGCCCGCUGGGGCUGAAGUGGCACCAAGCGGUGAAUUAUAUUUCCCAGUUCAUUUUCUGGACAGUUUUUGCCUUAAUGCUCCUGUUUUAUGUGGUGAUUGCAAAAAAAGUAUAUGAUUCUUACAGAAAAUCAAAAAGUAAGGAUAGCAAAAACAAGAGGAAGCUGGAAGGUAAAGUGUUUAUUGUCGUGGCUGUCUUCUUUCUGUGUUUUGCUCCAUUUCAUUUUGCCAGAGUUCCAUACACUCAGAGUCAAACCAACAGUAAGACUGACUGUAGACUGCAACAUCAACUGUUUAUAGCUAAAGAAACAACUCUCUUGUUGGCAGCAACAAACAUCUGUAUGGAUCCCUUAAUAUAUAUUUUUUUAUGUAAAAAUUUCACAAGAAGGUUAUUAUGCAGGAGAGGAAGAAAGAGUACAGCAUCAACCCAAGACAAUCAUACCAGUCAGACAGACAAUAUAUCCCUAAACUGAUGACUUUAACAUGGCUCACUUCUAUUUAUGGACUAGAUUUCAAAGCACAAUUUAUUUGGAAGUAACAUUUAAGCAAUAAAAAAGGAUUAAAAUAAA